Molecule: messenger RNA, 1632 nt
Organism: Poecilia latipinna (sailfin molly)
Lineage: Eukaryota; Metazoa; Chordata; Actinopteri; Cyprinodontiformes; Poeciliidae
Product: CUB and sushi domain-containing protein 3-like
Exons: 3
Coding region: 980-1591 (203 amino acids)
Source: RefSeq, a predicted model, not a curated record
GGCAGCAUCUCUGCACAGCGCCGGGCAGAGGGAAGAGACGCACCGAGCUGCUUCACCGGGAGAGAGGAGCGAUCCGAGCAGAGGAAAGGAUGCUUCUCUCCUCUGAUUUCUGACAAGAACUUGGAUUUUUUUUGGAAAAAAAAAAAUAUAUAUAUAUAUAAUUUGACUGAUUUUUCUCUGCAGAGAGAACUACACAGGGACUGUUUCGACGCAAAGAGCAAGCCAAUGAAUUCCCCCUUGUCUGGUAAGGAUAUACCAAAAGGAGAGACUUGUGAUGAUGCUUAUUUGACAAGAAGUCAGUGGAAUAAGGGAGUCGUGAGAAUAACGAAUUUCUCUUCUUUCAGGGGGAGAAGAUAGACUUUUUUUUCUGCUACAGUUUGAGAGGAGAGAAAAGGGAGGAAAAAAAAGGAAAAGCAGAAAGGCUCACAGACGCAUGAGACAAGAGACGGGGGAGGUAGAAGAGGAUUAACCGAUCAGGAAAGAAAUAAAGAACAAGCAUCUCUAUUGAUUUGUGACACAUUGUAGUGACAAACGACUCAGAGAAGCACCGAGGGGAUUUUUUUUUUUUUUUUACUUAUUUUUCAUAGAGGAAAGGACACUGCAAAACGACACAGAUGAUCAUUUUCAGAAUGAAGAUCGGACACCGGCUGUGGAAAGUGUGGAUUUGAAGCUCCCAAUUACUUUGUUUUGGUGUUGAAAUGGAACUGAAGGGAGCACAUACAUACUGACGAUAGCCAUCGAGAGCGCAGGUUGCAGAGACAACCUGUGCGCCCGUCCCUCCUGCCCGCUCUGCGUCUCUGCUUACUCUCUGUCUCUCUCUCUCUCUGUGGAUGUUCGCUGAAUUCAUUUUUCGGAUGUGAGGGAUUUAUCUAGUCUAUGUUAGAAGGAGGAGGCAAAGAAAAACGCUUCUCUCUCUCGCUCUCCCUUUCACUCCCCCCGCUCUCUCUGUCCCCCCUCCGUUUUCUGGAUGUGAAGCAGCAUGCGGCCCGGUGAGAGCUUGGAGGGCUCGCGCUCGGCUCGCGGAAGAUGUAUUGAUGCAAAUAAUCUCGCUAAUAGCGUCACGGAACGCUGUCUUGCUCUCCCCUCGUCGAGGAGGAGGAUGAUGAUGAAGAAGAGGGUGACGACGAAGAAGAGAGGGAUGAACGGGAGGAUGACGGACGGAGGAAUGAAGGCGAUGCGCUAUUUUCUCUGGACUCUUGUGCUGUGCUCGCUCUCUUCUCGCGCGCAAGGCUUCAUCUACACCUGUGGGGGUACACUGAAAGGACGAAAUGGCAGUAUAGAAUCGCCUGGUUUCCCCUACGGCUACCCCAAUGGAGCAAACUGCACCUGGGUUAUUGUUGGGGAGGAAGGAAGUAGAAUCCAGCUCAUCUUCUUGUCAUUCGCCAUAGAAGAAGAAUACGACUUCCUGUCCUUGUACGAUGGACACCCCCACCCUGCUAACUUCAGAACAAGGUUAACAGGCUUCCAGGCUCCUCCCCCUGUCACCAGCACAGGGAAUGUUUUCUCCUUGAGGUUGACCAGCGACUUUGCCGUUUCUGCUCAUGGCUUCAAACUCAACUAUGAAGGUCAGAACGUGUCUGUUUUUGUAUAAAUGUUUGUAUUUCUUGUUUGCAAACUGAGCUGUUUUUAAAA